Molecule: messenger RNA, 1554 nt
Organism: Cuscuta epithymum
Lineage: Eukaryota; Viridiplantae; Streptophyta; Magnoliopsida; Solanales; Convolvulaceae
Source: the annotation of a GenBank genome assembly
CAGGAAGCGGGAAGACAUUUACAAUGAAACCACUGCCAUUGAGGGCAUCAAGAGACAUUUUGAAUCUCAUGCACUAUACAUACCGGAAUCAGGGUUUCCAAUUGUUUGUCAGCUUCUUUGAGAUAUACGGAGGGAAACUCUUUGACCUUCUUAAUGAUCGGAAAAAACUUUGCAUGAGGGAGGAUGGUAAACAGCAAGUAUGUAUAGUGGGACUACAAGAGUACAGAGUUUCUGAUGUGGAGAUGAUUAAGGAGCUGAUUGACAGAGGCAGUGCAACUAGAAGUACAGGCACCACUGGUGCCAAUGAAGAAUCAUCUAGGUCACAUGCUAUACUUCAGCUUUCUAUAAAGAAGUCAGCCGAUGCAAAUGAAUCCAAACCAGCCCGACUUGUUGGUAAGCUCUCUUUUAUAGACCUUGCUGGAAGUGAACGUGGCGCUGACACUACUGAUAAUGACAAACAGACCAGAAUCGAAGGAGCAGAGAUCAACAAAAGCUUGCUAGCAUUGAAGGAAUGCAUCAGAGCGCUUGACAAUGAUCAAGGCCAUAUACCCUUUAGAGGCAGUAAGCUAACUGAAGUCCUAAGGGACUCAUUUGUUGGAAACAGUCGAACUGUAAUGAUAUCCUGCAUUUCCCCAAACUCUGGAUCAUGUGAACAUACUCUCAACACAUUGCGAUAUGCAGACAGAGUGAAGAGUCUUUCGAAAGGGAACAACUCCAAGAAAGAUGUGCCAUCUUCAACUAUGAAUUUGAGGGAAUCAACCGUGCUACCUUCUGCAUCAACAUAUGAAGAUAAUAUGGGCAAUUCAUGGUCAGAACAAACAGAGAAAGAUGAGUACCAGGAGGACUUCUAUGAGCAAGUCAAGCAAAUAUCAUCGAGAAAAAAUUUAAAAGUUGAGACACCCAAUGUUUCUAAUCCAGAAGAGAAAAAAAGGAGGGACCAUGACCAAACAAACAAGUGGAAGGAGCCACUUAGAACAGAACCUAAGGUUUGGAAUGAGAAUGAUGAUUUAAAUUCACUUUUAAAGGAAGAGGAAGAUCUCGUCAAUGCUCAUAGGAGACAAGUAGAAGAAACUAUGGACAUCGUAAGACAGGAGAUGAAUCUUUUAGUGGAAGCAGAUCGACCAGGAAACAAGUUAGAUGAUUACAUAAGUGGGUUGAACUCGAUCCUCUCUCAGAAGGCUGCUGCAAUCUUGCAGAUGCAGAACCGUUUAGCUCAAUUUCAAAGACACCUGCAGGAGCAUAAUGUUUUGGCAUCCUCAGACCAUCACUAGAAGUAGAUAACUGGGAUGAUGACACUUUAGUUGGUAAUCCAGCCAGGAGAUGUGGUCUUAUUCUGAAAAGGGCUGCUGUUUUUUACUUUUAGCCCCGCAGUUGGGUUAUUUGUGUGUGAGGUCAUAGGCUCAAAUCUCUCAUUAAGCCCCCCAACACCCAGAAGUGGCUUGGGCCCAGAACCAACCUUUGCUCCAUUUGUGUGUAUUAUAUGACAACAAAUAUUGCAUAGUUGCAAACCUUAUUGGCCAUUUUUAAAGAAAGAUUAAUGUGCUAUUCACUACG